Miscanthus lutarioriparius is the source of this 978-nucleotide messenger RNA. The record is from the annotation of a GenBank genome assembly. Lineage: Eukaryota; Viridiplantae; Streptophyta; Magnoliopsida; Poales; Poaceae.
AUGGCGCCGGCGGCCUUGUUGUUGACGCGAGUGGCGGCGGCGACGGUGGCCGUGGCGUGCGUGCUCUCGCUCGGUGCCAUGGCGCAGCUGUCGCCGACGUUCUACGACGCGAGCUGCCCCAACCUGCAGACCAUCGUGCGCUCCGGGAUGGCCGCCGCCGUGCAGCAGGAGCCGCGGAUGGGGGCCUCCAUCCUCCGCCUCUUCUUCCACGACUGCUUCGUCCAGGGCUGCGACGCCUCGAUUCUUCUGGACGACGUGCCGGGCAGCUUCGUCGGCGAGAAAAACGCUGGCCCCAAUGCCAACUCCGUCCUCGGCUACGACGUCAUCAACAACAUUAAGACGGCCGUCGAGGCCAACUGCCCCGGCAUCGUCUCCUGCGCCGACAUCGUCGCCCUCGCCGUGCGGGACGGCGUCAACCUGCUCGGUGGACCAACCUGGAACGUGUCUCUCGGCCGGCGCGCCUCGACGACGGCGAGCCAGAGCCAAGCGAACAGCGACCUCCCCUCGCCGGCGUCCAGCCUCACCACGCUCAUCGCGGUGUUCGCGAACAAGGGCCUGAGCGCGACGGACAUGACGGCGCUCUCCGGCGCGCACAGCAUCGGCUUCGCGCAGUGCAAGAACUACCGUAGCCACAUCUACAACGACACCAACAUCAACAAGCAGUUCGUCAAUACGCUCAGGAGCAACUGCUCGGCCACGCCGGGCGCAAGCGACACCAACCUCGCGCCGCUCGACACGACGACGCAGCUCACCUUCGACAACGCCUACUUCGGGAACCUGGUCAAGAAGAAGGGCCUGCUGCACUUGGAACAGGAGCUCUUCAACGGCGGCUCGCAGGACGCGCUGGUGCAGCAGUACAGCACCAGCCCGACGCUCUUCGCCUCAGACUUCGUCACCGCUAUGAUCAAGAUGGGGAACAUCAGCCCGCUCACCGGAACCGCCGGCCAGAUCAGGGCCAACUGCGGGAAGGUUAACUAA